UCCAUUUCUGAACUGAAGGGACGCCGCCGCUCUCGCGUAGAGUCCUCGCCUUUUUUAUAUACUCAUUUAAGUAAAUAAACUAGGUUAUCGGUCGUAAACUAGGACCGCUGCUUAAAGGUAGUGAGUGAAACAGCAGUUCUUGUUCAUCGUGCUAUGCUGUUUGAGUAGUGGCUGGAACUGUAGCUAGCAUUUUAUUCCCCAUUUUAACUUUUCUAAGCGGCGUUUUCCGCCGUUUUUUUUCUUUUCGCCGCCCCGCUCACUCUACCCCCUUGUGCGUGAGUAGGGCCCUGUACGUUUGGCCACGAGGCGCGUCGGUACAGUUGGAACAGGGCGAUGGCGGAGUUCGGUAACGGACUGGCGGAGGAAUCCCUACUAGAUUCAGACCCUGGACAUCCCGAGCUGGAAGACCCGGGUGUCGGUGACGAAGAACCGGGAUUAGAAGACGGAGAGGCCGCAAUUGAAGACCCGGAGCUUGAGGCAAUCAAAGCCCGGGUUAGAGAGAUGGAGGAAGAGGCAGAGAAGCUGAAGGAGCUCCAGAACGAGGUGGAGAAACAGAUGAAUCUCAGCCCCCCACCAGUCGGUCCAGUCAUCAUGUCCAUCGAGGAAAAGAUGGAAGCGGAUGGCAGAUCUAUUUAUGUCGGAAACGUGGACUACGGCGCCACGGCAGAAGAACUUGAAGCUCACUUUCAUGGCUGUGGUUCAGUAAACAGAGUCACCAUCCUAUGUGACAAAUACACAGGGCAUCCCAAAGGGUUUGCCUAUAUUGAGUUUGCAGACAAAGAGUCUGUUAGGACAGCCAUGGCAUUGGAUGAGUCCCUUUUCAGAGGAAGGCAGAUAAAGGUUGGCGCUAAGAGAACAAACAGACCAGGCAUCAGCACCACAGACCGCGGCUUUCCACGGGCUCGGUUCCGGUCACGGGGGGGAAGCUUUUCAUCGCGUGCACGCUACUACAGUGGCUACACGCCACCAAGAGGCAGAGGACGGGCCUUCAGGGGCCGAGGGCGAACAACAUCGUGGUAUUCCCCUUACUAAACACCCCCUCCCUCCAACAUUCCCUUACUAUCAACCCUCUCCCCUCUCUUUUCCAUUUAGAGAAAACACACACACAUACACGCACACGCAAUGAAAAAAUCCCGCCCCCCCCUCCCAACAAUAAAAGAAGAGAGUCCCAGAAGAGAGAAAAAAAGACAAAAAAGGAAAAAAAAAAACACCUCUCCUGGACAGAGACUGACUGGCCGCAGUGUGCGAUUGUGUGUGAGCGUGCGUGUGCGGAGGUUGAUGCAGUCCCCCCUGGUAAGGUAUCAGUUGGCCAUUGGGGAAAGAAUAUGGUGGCUGAUUUCUUUGUUUUUUUUGUUGGUUUUGAGGGGUGGGAGGGGGGGGAUGUAGGAGAAGAUGGUGGUAUCUCAGGCUGCAGAUGUGUCUCCUUUGGUCUGGCUGUGACUUCCUGCUUUCACACCAUCACCAACACAGCCCACUCACCCUCCACCACCACCAAAACAAGAAAAGAAAAGAAAAAAAAUGUGGGGGGAAAACGGCAACAAGAAGAUAUACUGUUUAUUUUUGUUUUUAAUGUACCGUACAUGUGAAAUUUCCACUAGCCAGAGUAUUUGUUGUGUUUUUAAGUUUGUGGUUUGGAGUAUAUCAUCUCCCCAUCCCUCCCUCAACCCCCUUUGUGUUCGCCGUUCUCUGCCUCUCACCCCUACCCUCGCUGCAUUUUAUAAAUCAUGCUUUUUCUCCCCCUGCCCCCACCCCACCUUCUUUGGCUCAUCAUACCAUGGAUUGUUCUCUGGCAGUGAUGGACCUUCAGUGUUCAGUGGGAUUAUACAUGCAUAGAAUCUUUUAUUUUAUUUUUUCUCUCGUGGGAGCAGGGUUCCUCCUGCUGCCACCUUCCUGCUGCUCCCAUACCUGUCACCUCCAACUCAGGCAUGGCCACAGCUCGUUUUAUUCUUUUGACGGACAUCAAUGUUUUUUAUUUCGUGCAACCCCUCCAUCUCCCCCCCCCCCCCCCACCCACCUGUUUUUCCCUCCCCUCUGUUCCUUGUCUCCUGUCUCUCCUCCUUCCCCUCCCCCCGUCCUCUCUCUGUAUAUUAGACCACUUCUUGUCGUUUCAGGUUUCAAGACCAGUGGAGGCUGACGACCCCUCCCCAGGUGGCGCAGGCCCCCCCCACUGUCUCCGCAGCGUCUCUCUCUCUCUCUGCUCCCGCUAUGCACACUCACCCCAUCCUGUCCGUGUGGGGGGGUGGGGGAGGGGGGCAAGGCGACCACAGGCCCGCUGCGGGGGGCAUUUACUACAACAGCAAACGCUGAUGAUGCUUUUAGUCCCUUCAACACACUCGCUCACAUACACAACAUACACACACACACACUGCUGCACACAGAACUUAACAGGCAGCCAAUCCAACACAUGAUUUAUAUACAGAGAGCUGAAGCCAACAUAGCUGAGUGGCAGGAAGGCAAGUUUGAGUGAGGAAGGCAGGACCAGAGACAAGGGUGUUUUUUGGGGUGUACAGUGCGGACCUUAAUGCGACCCCUUUCUCUGACUACGCGCAGUGCAGUCACGGCUUGUCUGAGGAAGGCUGAUAAGCUAACGGCAUUGAUUAAGUUAAUAAAUGGAGUGGGCCAGAGCUAUUAUGUUAGGGUUGGUAAAGUAAGGGUGGGGUUUGUGUGGGGACUUUUUUUCUUUUUUGAAAAGGGGGAGUGGGUUUGAACAAAUGUUCUGCUUUUUUAUUUUUAUUUUUAACCCAUGAGUCUGUAUUAGGGAAAAAAAAUAAAAUAAAGACAUUGUGUAAAAAUGA
Messenger RNA from Cyclopterus lumpus (lumpfish), 2795 nucleotides. RefSeq names its product poly(A) binding protein, nuclear 1 (gene pabpn1). Gene Ontology annotation, molecular function: RNA binding. The transcript has 7 exons. The record is from RefSeq and is a predicted model, not a curated record. Bases 334 to 1032 code for a protein of 232 amino acids. Lineage: Eukaryota; Metazoa; Chordata; Actinopteri; Perciformes; Cyclopteridae.